Tetrahymena thermophila SB210 is the source of this 2265-nucleotide messenger RNA. RefSeq lists its product as hypothetical. The transcript is spliced from 3 exons. Lineage: Eukaryota; Ciliophora; Oligohymenophorea; Hymenostomatida; Tetrahymenidae. The record is from RefSeq and is a predicted model, not a curated record.
GCAAUUAAAAAAAAGAUAAAAAGAUAUAAUUAAUUUACUUCAUAUUCAAGCAACUUUAUUCUCAAAAAAAGUGGAAAUUAGAUGAGUCAUAGUCUAGCUUAGAAGGCUAAUCAGAAUUACCAGAAGGAAUAUGCUAAAUUAAAACGAUAGUCGUUGAAUUAACUAACAUAUCCUAAGUAGGAUACUUUACAUACUGAAGAAGAUGUUAGGUAAAAUGACUAAAAUUAUUUUGAUAUUUAGAAAGAAGGAGUACCAGUAAAGCUAAAAAGAUCUUAAAAUUUUUAAAAAAACUUAUUAAAUGAUUAAUCAACAUCGCAAUAAAAACAAUUUUCUUAGAAUUAAACAAGUUAAGGAUUUCAAAAAAUAAAAAAUAUUUAAAAUCUUUUUUCUUAUGGUGAUAUUAGCUAAAGAAAGUCAUUAGAUUCAUUAUUAACUUAAAGAAUAUAUAAUUAGAAAUAAUAGGAAUCUAAUGAUCAAAAAUAAAUUUAUAAUAGAAGUAUUUUAUAAAAUCAGCUUGGUAAAUAAGCUCAAGAUAAAUUAAAAAUAAUUAUCUCUGAUUAAGGAGAUCAAGUUACUCCUGUUUCUAAUGCUUAUGGAUUUUAAACUGCCGUUUCAAGUUAAAAUAGUUAGGAUUAAUAAAAUAACUCUAAUUAAGGUAUAUCUACACCUAUAAAUGAAGAAUUAAAAGUAAAACCUAAAACAAAAUAAAUGACUAGGACUUCAUUCUAAGCUUAAGUACCUUAUUACUAGCAAAAAGCUGAGGAGAAAAAAGAGUUUAUAAAAUAAAAAAAUAAAGAAAAAAAAAUACAAUAUAAAAAUUUUAUUGAAUCAUUAGAAUCAAGAAAGUAAACAUUUACUAAAUUCAGUUUUAAAUCUUAUGAAAGAGAUGAUAAUCCAUUCUUGAAUCCUCUUAUAUAGAAAGUCAAUAAUCUAGAGCUUAAAGGUUCUAUGCAUGUUAUAGAUUUAUGGGAAGAUAAGGCAUUAAAAAAAUAUUUGAAUUAUUCUAACUUAAAAGACGGAAAGUAUAUGCUUAGAGGAAUAGCUUAGCAGAUUAACUAAGAUCAAUUACAAUAAAAAAAAGAUGUGCCUACCAUAUUUACUAAGAAGGAUGAGUUUAUAUUGCAAGGAAAGCUAUAAGAUAAGGAAUCAAUGAAUAACUAUAUCAAACAUAUUAAUGAAGAGUAUGUUAAAAACCAAAAGCUAUUAGACAUCAAAAUAUAAAAAAGUGGUUUAAGCUAAGCAAUUUCAAGAUAAUCUAUUAUAUUACCAGCUGAAACAAAUUUUUAACAAAUAUUACCAAGUAAGCGAAAUAGCUAAACUAAAAUAGAUUAGGAAAAGCAAUUUGAUGACAUCGAAUUUAUCAAAAACUUCUUCUAACGAACAUAAUCUUAAGCCUCUAUAUCAUCUCCUCAAAAAUUUUAAUCUUAGUUACUUUCUCCUAACAAAAUAUAUUAAAAUAAUAAGAUAAAAACAUCUCCUUCUGCUUCUCCAUAAAAGUAAGAAAAAAAACAUAUUUAAAAUUACUUUUUUCCUUCACAGACUUUGUAAUCCUAAGUCUUUGAAUAAUCUGCUGGAAAUUAGAGAAAUGAGGACUUUACAUAAUUAAGUGAUAUUAAGUCUCAGUUUUUACAAGUGCCUUCUAUGAAUUUUGAGUCUCCAAAUAAACAAAUCUCUAAGAAUAUUUUAUUCAAUUCGGAACCUUAACAAAAUAAAUUAGGCUAAGUCUAGAAUAACUCAUACAAUUAACUUUUUAGUCCAAAUAACAAACUUAUAAAUACUUCAGAUUUAAAUUCCACUAAUUUUUUAAGCUAAAUGAAAAAAAACGAAAACUCAAAAGUGUCUCAAUUCUCAUCAAGAAUCGAAAAAAGAGAAAAAUAAUUUACAAAAAUAGGAUCUGCCAAAUUAAAUAAUUUCAAGAACACUUUAAACAACCAAAAAAUACAUGUCGAUAAUUUUUAAUCAGGUAAUAAAAUACUUAAAACAGAAGAUCUGAACAUAAGUUAAAGAAACUCGUUUUAUAAUCCAAAACUAAAUGUAGAAAAUAAAAUGACAGAAUAAAUUGAAUAACAAAAGAUUCUGGAAAAAAUAAAUUCUAUGUUUAAGCAAAUUGAUUCUAUUCAAAAGUCUGAUUUAAAUCAAAAAAAGAAAAUAGAUGAUUUAAUAGAAAAAAUAUAAGACAGGGUAAUUGUUUCUAUUUAAAAUCAAAAGAAAAAAAUUUUAGAUAAUGAUCGUAUUAACAAUCUAUCAAAUGAUGCUCAAAAGUGA